Neodiprion virginianus is the source of this 2166-nucleotide messenger RNA. RefSeq lists its product as uncharacterized. The record is from RefSeq and is a predicted model, not a curated record. NCBI's taxonomy places the organism in Eukaryota, Metazoa, Arthropoda, Insecta, Hymenoptera, Diprionidae. The transcript has 5 exons. The coding region runs from base 92 to 919 and encodes 275 amino acids.
GUCUAUCUACAACAUUCAAAUACUGCAAGGCUGUACGGCGCAAGUUUUGCUAUUACAAUUGGGAACAGAGAUUCUUUCUCACAAAACUGCAAUGUGGCUGACGUUCUUCGGCGGUUGUUCGCUAGGAAUCUUACUGUGUGCAGCGGUAACUGAAUGCGUUCCAAAAUUUGAAUCCGGCGGAGGAUUCUUUCCCAGUUCGGGAGGUUUUAUGAGCAAAGCCGACAAAAUGGAUGAUCAAGUAGCGAUGCCGUCUGAAACUCGGAGUGUAGACGCAUCAACUGAAACCUCGAAACGUUCAAUAGCCGAGAAGAAUGAUAUGUCCGAUCGCGAUCAAGAGCCACGUUUUGGCUUUACUAGUGUUGGUGCGACGGGCACGGGGUAUGGAGGAAUCUCGAAUUACGCACCCGCCAAGGUAGAUCUGGGAGGAAUACUUCUUGGCGCAAUAAUCGGCGUCGGGACGAUUCUGGUAAUUCCUAAGUUGCUGUACGUCUUCUCUGGAUCAUACGGUGCUUAUGCAAGAAGUGAUGAGGGGACUAUAACCCAGACGAUGGUACGUCUCGACGAUGCGCUGGCGCGCUACGGGGUUGAUACGACUUCCUGCAUGCAAAGGGCUGUCUGCACUUAUACCAAACAAGCCACCGUGGCGUUGCGGGAUCACACAGAGCAUCAGAGUAUCGAAGCAGUCUCUCCCUUGGAUAGGGCGAUCGAUGCUGUCGUGACAAAUCAAGUUUUUCAAACAGCCAUGGAAGGCACGGCUGUACAGGAUGCGAUUCAAACUGGAAAGGAAGGUCAGGAUUGUCCGCGAGUCUAUUCACACUGCGGUCUUUCUUUGGAGGCACUUUUGUCCUUAUUCACCACGAUGAUGACGGCUCCCUCGCCAUCAAAUGUCCGUACUUCCAUGUCGACGUCACCUUUAUAGUAACGUGAACAUUAACCGCAAGAACCGCCAUAGAAUAAUUAGGCGAGAGCUCAGAGCCACUAGUUUGUCAAAAGGAUAUCAUAAUAGAAAUGUCGUCGGGUCAAGAAUGCGGGCGUUAGUGGGGAAUCAUUUUUGUGAUUCAGUUUAUAUUCCUUCAGUUCAGUAGCUUAGUCAUUAACACAAUUUGUAUAAUUGUUCAAAAGUUUCCCAAUAUACAGUAAGUAUUCCGUUUGGACAUCAGAAACAAUGCAUUUUUCAAUUAGGUAUCGCCAUAAAACUUCGAAAUGAUCGUAGAUUGACUGUCUUAUCGUGACCUCAUCACAUCAAUGAUACCGAAUUGGAGGUUAGAUGCGAGGUGUAUGGGAUCAGGAUAAUUGUACUAUGGCUAAAUCAGAAUAAUACAGAUUUUUUUCGGUAAUACCGAUGGGCAUCUCUUUAGCACCGUUCUUUAUUCCGAUUGGCUGCCAUAUGGCGCAUAGUCAAGACCAACUUAAGCUUUUAGCGAGAAAAUAAAUGUUCCUAACUCUUUUGUUUUUACACAGAAAACAAAAAAGUGCAUAAUCAUUCCAACCUGCUUUCAAAGUUGGAAAACUCCAUAGUUAAAAAAAAAAAUGUUUGAAAUCACAAAACGACCUCAUUAGCUGACGAACUUUAUUAAUCCUAGUGGCAUAAAGUUGUGUUCGCAAUUUGUUUAAUCCCAUACAACAUAAUCGUAUCCCAAAAAAUUCUGGAGUACCUUACUAGUUAUUUUCGAGCGUCUUCAUUUGUGAUUCAUUUAGGUAUUUUUACUUCAGCAGUGGAAAACAAUUGGUGAUAAUAAUUCAUAUGUCUCUGUUACUUAUCGAUCUAUAAAAAUCCCGAAUUAUAUGAUUAGCCCAUGCAUGUUUUAGUGCUCAUUAUUCACCUACAAGAAACUGUGACUCUCAACUUUCAACUAUUUUUUGACGCAUUUUUACAAUUAGACGCAAUGCAGCUAAGGUAUUCAAGCUGUUAUAAGGUGAUAUUUUGCAAGCUUAUUGGCUUAUUGAAAAAAUCAUGACAAAAUAAAUGAUAGUUCGAAUAGGGCCAAACGAUGUGAGUACCAUAUUAUUUUCAAAUAAUUGCCUCUUAAAAAUGUCAAAUUGACUGUAAUAUCUUCAAAUCGAUAUCAUAUUUUGAGUUCCCCUGAUAUUUUAGCACAGAUUGCAACAAAUUCCAAGAUCUGGAACUCAUUGUAAUUUUUUUAAGCUCAUGCGGGUGCGACGUGC